AAAGCGAAAAUGAUUAUACCAGUAUAUUCAUAGAUAGACCGAGGACUGUAUCUGUAUGUUUUACUUGUAUUGUUUAGUAGAAAUUUGCCCUUUUUUUCACUUUUGCUCUAAUUAUUGUUAAACAAAUUGAAGUUGUAAAUCUUAAUUGGUUUAGGUUUUAUGAUAUUUUUAUAUCAUGAAUUAUUAAAAGCUGAGAUAAGAAAUGAGAAUGAAAAGAUGAAAAAAGGAGAACAUGGGGAACCCUGGGCUUGGGGCUAUAUACAUAGUUACAUAGACAGUGAUGCUAAUGUUGUUGUACUGCACUGCUGUUCCAUAUUGUGGGUGGCUUCACUUCACUGCUGUUCAGUAUUGUUGUUUCUGCAGAGUACAGUAAUGGGAGGAAAGAGAAAAAAGAGUGAAAGUGAAAGAGGUGGAAAUGAGGACAAGAAGGAUAAGCAAAAGAAUGAAAUGCUACCUUCCAUGAUUAAGAACAAGGAGAAGAGGUCGGCAGUUCAUGCGAAGCUUAAACAUGAGAAGAAGCUGGAGAAGAAUAAGAAGGCUAAGGCUCGGAAUGCCGCUGAGAAGCGUGCUCUUGAGCUUGGUGAGGAGCCUCCGCCAAAGAAGAUCCCUCGAACAAUUGAGAACACCAGGGAAUUCGAUGAGACAGUAUGCAGGCCCGAUGAUGAAGAGCUAUUUGCUGGAAAUGAUGCUGAUGAAUUUAGUUCAAUAUUAAAGUGUGGACGCACUCCAAAAGUGCUAAUCACUACUUGCCGUUACAAUUCUACUAGAGGACCUGCAUUUGUAUCAGAAUUACUUUCAGUGAUCCCAAAUGCACAUUAUUAUAAGAGAGGAACCUAUGACUUGAAAAAGAUUGUAGAAUAUGCAAAUAACAAGGACUUCACUUCUAUUGUUGUUGUUCACACCAAUCGUAGGGAACCAGAUGCGCUUCUAAUCAUUGGAUUACCAGAUGGACCUACUGCACAUUUUAAGUUGUCAAGACUUGUGUUACGCAAGGAUAUUAAGAAUCAUGGAAAUCCAACUAGUCAUGAGCCUGAGCUUGUCUUGAAUAACUUUACAACACGGCUAGGUCAUCGUGUUGGAAGAUUAAUACAGUCACUUUUCCCACAAAAUCCAGAUUUUCAUGGUCGGCGAGUUGUAACUUUCCACAAUCAGCGAGAUUUUAUAUUUUUCCGGCAUCAUCGGUAUAUUUUUGAAACCAAAGCAACUAAACAGACAGAUUCAAAAAGUAAAAAGACCAAGGAUGUCAAGGGUGAGAACAUCUCUCAAGAGAAAGUAAUUGCCCGUCUUCAGGAGUGUGGCCCUCGUUUCACACUGAAGUUAAUCAGCCUGCAGCAUGGAACAUUUGAUUGUAAAGGCGGGGAAUAUGAGUGGGUUCACAAGCCGGAAAUGGACACUAGCCGAAGGAGGUUUUUCUUGUGACUUGCUUUGAAAUUUUGCUCUCAACGUUUCUUUGUCAUGGAACAAAAGCAUUUUUGUUGUAGAGAGCUCAUACACUGUCAUGAGUGGUCGUGGAAUAUGUUGCUACCAUCUUCAAUAUGCUAGAGAAUUUUGACACAAAAACAUUUAUGCUGUCAUGGAUUUCUUUGUUAGGAAAUUUGCAUGUUGAAAAGUGCAAAAGUACCAAGUUUAGUAGAAGAUUAACAUUUAUUUAUUAUUUUCAUCAUGUAAUUGUUAGUCCUUGAAAUAUGUAUCUCUUCUUUUCGCAA
This is a messenger RNA of Ziziphus jujuba (common jujube), 1706 nucleotides long. RefSeq lists its product as uncharacterized. The record is from RefSeq and is a predicted model, not a curated record. The coding region runs from base 160 to 1419 and encodes 419 amino acids. NCBI's taxonomy places the organism in Eukaryota, Viridiplantae, Streptophyta, Magnoliopsida, Rosales, Rhamnaceae. The transcript has 11 exons. Gene Ontology annotation, molecular function: rRNA primary transcript binding. Gene Ontology annotation, cellular component: preribosome, large subunit precursor; nucleolus. Gene Ontology annotation, biological process: maturation of 5.8S rRNA; maturation of LSU-rRNA.